AUGUAAUAACAAUAUACUCAAGGCCUUAUUCAAAUUGAUAAACACUUAGUUGAAUUACAUAAUAUCUCAAAGAAUGAUGAUUAAAUUCUAGAAUCUUUUCAAUAAACAUCUUAAUAAUUAAGUGAUAUCCUAAAACAAAUAAAAACAUUAAUGUAUGUAAAUAAAAUAAAUGCUGAUCUUACUAAAAUUAAAUAAAACAAUACAGAGACAGAUAGAAUUCCAGAAAGAUAAACAAAAAGUCCAGCACCUUCCUUAUAAGAUAAAAUUUAAGGAAUUAUGAACAAAAGAAUGAAAAAGUGA
Molecule: messenger RNA, 300 nt
Organism: Paramecium pentaurelia
Lineage: Eukaryota; Ciliophora; Oligohymenophorea; Peniculida; Parameciidae
Source: the annotation of a GenBank genome assembly